Messenger RNA from Purpureocillium lilacinum, 1119 nucleotides. RefSeq lists its product as uncharacterized. Lineage: Eukaryota; Fungi; Ascomycota; Sordariomycetes; Hypocreales; Ophiocordycipitaceae. The record is from RefSeq and is a predicted model, not a curated record.
AUGAAUUGGCCGCUGGCAUCAGUUUUUGAGUCUCUCCACCCCGUCGACCUCAUCAACCAAACCGCCGCCAGCAUGAAGGCCCUGGCUGGCCUCGCCGCGUUCUGGCCCCUCGUUGCCGGGGCCGCGCUCAACAUCACGUACUACCAGAAUGUUCCCCUCGCCCCGACCCCGCUGCCCCCCUCACAUGCGGACUCAGACGGCGAGACCAUCAUCCGGCUCUUCCAGAACCUCGGUCGCUCAACUGUCUGGAAAAGCAUCGCCAACAUAACCAUUGAAGGCGACACAUUUGAGCCCGAGGGCAUGGUCCGCCUGGGCGACGACCGCCUCGUCGUCAGUUGCGGCGAGUACACGGAGCCGACGAAAAAGUACGGUAGCAUCAUCAAUGGCACCGACCGUACCCCCGGUCAGGGCUUCGGACAUUUGAUCGUCUUCAAUGGCAAGGGCCAGCGCCUUGCUGAUGCCACCAUCACCAAGCGGGGCGACAUAGAGUACCACAAUGGCGGCAUCGACUUUGACGGCAAGGCCAUUUGGGGCACAAUUGCGCAGUAUCGCCCCAACACCACAGCUUAUGCGUACAAGGCAGACCCCAAGACGUUGAAGCCGACCACGGUCGUCCACUACAACGACCACCUGGGUGGGAUUGUGCACGACACAAAGGAGGAGACCAUCAGCUGCCUUAACUGGGGCUCGCGCAACGCAUCGACUUGGGCACUGCGCGACGUCAAGCCUGGCUGCAACUCGCCAUCGUCCUCUACCAAGCCGAAGCGCGUCGUCCGCAACCCCAGUUACUUUGUCGACUAUCAAGACUGCAAAUGGCUCGGACACAGCAAGUUUUACAACGGCAAGAGCGUGAUGCUAUGCUCAGGCGUGGCCACCAUCGGCAGCUACAAUCUGGGCGGUGUGGCGCUCGUCGACGUCGCCACGAUGGAGCCCCUCGCGGAGGUGCCGAUUGCGCUGGAGAGCGCUCUCGGUGUGCGCCUGACCCAAAAUCCGGUCGACGUGAGCGUUCAUGAUGGCAAGCUGCGCUUCUACUGGAUGCCGGACCAGAGGAACAGCACGCUGUACGUGUACGAGGCGCAACCGAACAGUCCGUUCCAGUACGGCGGCGACCCUAGAUAG